ACUUGAAAUGUCUGGAGCGGAGCUGGGAUUCUUUGCUGAUAGCGAGAGUGUUCAAUGGUAUCGCGGAAUGUCUCUAGUUCAGACCGGAGCCUGCGACCGGCUCCUCCACGCUCUGCGGGACGACAUGGAGCAGGAGUCCACAUACCGUGUACGUCGCUGCAUCAGCCAGUUGGGACUUCAUCCUAUGGUCAAGUCCUGCCAUAUUAGGGACAUAAUGACGAUCAGCCAAGGCAACGACCUGGCCUUCCUAUGGUUUCUAUGGGAGUCGGCUUACAAGAAGCCACGCACGGAACAUGACCCCGAACCGACGCCCUACUCGGUCAACGAGCAGCUGCUUCUAUCAGGGAUUGCCUACCUAGACAUGCCGGCCACACUGCUGGCCCUGGACUCCCUACUUCCACCGCCUUCCCAAUCGACGAAAUUUCAUCAGAAAAUUGAGCCGCAGAAGAGCUCGGUCAGGCUCCACCGUCCGAAGAAGAAAGAGUACGCCUCGCCCUACUUUGCCCCGCAGGUGCAGCCCCGUCUGUAUAAGCCGAAGGGAAAGAGUCGACCCUACAUGGACAAGUUACAGUUUCCGGAGUACGAAAAGUAUUUGAACGGGACGGAGAAAAUCCCCAAUGAGGACUCACGCUGGUUCUCCCAGUAUAAGUUGUGCCCCGCGAAAAGGAUUAUCAAAAAGCUGCUCGAAGAUGAGCUCAAUAGGCUGACCCUCGAUCCCGCCUUAAUCCGCAAGACCGCACAGAAGCACAGCCCUCUGUGCGAGACCCAUCAGUUCAUUGAGGAUGUCGCCACUGCGGAGCGUCAGAAGAAUGUCCACAAGGUUCUGCAGCGGUGUCUCUCCAAGCUGGAUAUUCCCGGGGCGGAGCUGAAGGCCCGUCGGAAGCGAAUUGUCAAGCAGAUAGAGAAGGAUAUAGAUUAUGCAGCUGAUCGGAUCCGUGGGGACUCUAUGAGAUUACGUACCCAGGCGAAGACUCUUAGCGAAUUCAACGGGGAGUGUCUUCUAUGCAAUCACGACGUCAGAGUCCCCACAGCAAAGAUCAACAAAAAGGCCAAUCUUUCCAUGCUAUUGGGUCUCGGAGACGAAGCUGCUCCGAAAUUCAAAGUAAUGCUCAUCAACAAUGAUAAGAACCUGGCCAAAACUGGGGACUGUCAAUUCAUUCCUGCAGAUUCUUUGGGUGAGACUCCCAAAAAGGUUAAUGUCAUCGAGAAAGACGUGAACAAGAAUGUGAAAUCAUCCCGUAGCACUUUAAGGUCUAGCAGAAGGUCAAGGUCAAGGUCAAGCUCGAGGUCUAGGUCCAAAAAGAAUUCUAACAAAAAAAAGCCCAAGAGAAAGAAAUCAAAAGGUCGCCCCAAGAACAAACCCCAAGAUACUGGCAAAGGUGAAAUUCAAAAGGCAACCAUUACUCUCCCAGAAGAGGCAGUGCCCAAGAAAGAUCACUUUCCAAAACUAGCCGACCUCAUUCCCCAUUGUUCUAAGACAUUGCCCUGGCCCAAAAGGAAGAAAGUAGAGAAACCGGAUGAUGAGGACGUGUUCGUCACCCAGAACAUGGGAGAGCUUGCUUUUGAUUACGAAAAAAUAUUCAAAGUGCCGGGUAUUCCGGUGCAGCAUCUCCCUUGGGAGGACGAGCUGCCCGAUCUAGAGGAUAAGCAACCAUUGAUUGAGGACUGUUGUAUUUCCGCCUUGAAUGAGGGCAAUACCAAGGUGGGGAAGGAGUGUUCCCGGGAUAGCACCCUUCCGCCGGUUUUGAGGGCAGCCGCCAAUUGUGCCGUGGACACGUUCCGCGCCUACAUCGACGAGGUGGCCCGAGGAACGCGAAAGGCCUUGUCAAUAGAGGACGCCGCUGUGGAGCUAAUCGAUCCGAACAACAAGCAGCAAAUCGAGAAGCUAUUGAAGGUCGCCCUGGAGGUCCUGUCCCACAAUCCGCACUACGUCCUGGCCACAUUCCCCAAUGCCCACAAGCUGCCAGUGCUAAUCGAUUGGGUGGCGGAUCGAUAUGGCAAGACCUUCUCGCGGGAGGAGAUGCAUGCGGUGGUGAAGGGGGCGUUCCGCAUCUACGAGAGCAUCUACCAGGGCGACGGGCGAAACCAAACGAAUGAUCUGAACCUGAAGAAGGAAAUGAUGGUUAUGGGCAGCGGGGGCUAUGUCAGCUAUCACCGUGUCCAGGAAUUUAUGUGCCAGGCCAAGCGUAUGAAGGCCGACUACCACGAAAAUCUUAACCAGUUGGCAUUGGAGCAGUCUCGCCUCACCUGGCUGGCCCUGCGCGGCUACUCCCACCUGGGCGGACACAUCAAGGACACCUUCUUCGCCUACAUGCCCGCCAGGAUGCAGGAUCUGAAACGCCAGCACGUUUGGAGGUCAACGGAUUUCCGCAACAUGGUCAAAUUCAGGAUAAGAGAAAGGAGGUGACCCGCUUAAGAUGGAGACUUUGAAUCCCAGGAUUGGAGAUCAGGACACAGCAUUGUGAUCUGUCUUUAAUCCUGCCAUUCAGGUACUCCAUUAUCUUGUGUGUCACUGAAAGGUAUUCGAUCCGAUCUGCUUUGCGGUUGUGGCGAGGGAGGUCCUUUUCGAAAAACAUUCAAUCGAAUGCAGGGAAACAUUUGCCAUUCGAGGGCAACUACUUAUGUAAACCAAACAAUGUAUAAUCCCAAUUAAAAAUGCUGAUGCCCAACUAAAA
Messenger RNA from Drosophila bipectinata, 2675 nucleotides. NCBI's taxonomy places the organism in Eukaryota, Metazoa, Arthropoda, Insecta, Diptera, Drosophilidae. The record is from RefSeq and is a predicted model, not a curated record.